AUGGAUGCUGAUUCAGCUGUGAAAGUUGAAAGGAAAGGCUUGAUAUUGGAGUUCAGGGUCCUGGUGGAGUCAUGUGCUGCUCCCUACUACCAGCCUCCAGGGCUGUCCGGCCACAGCAUGGGGCCCCGGGGCUGGAGGCGACGAGCUCUGGCGGCCGCAUGUCUGGGCUUCGCGCUCCUCCUACUCCUGGGCGCCCUGCCCUGCGCCCUGCGCUCAGGUUGCCCCCCAACACAGCAUGCGCAGUGCCCCAAAGUCUGUCACCUGAUUCUCCUGCAGUUCAUCCAGUGCCAGCUGGGACUUAUUAACCAGCUGCAUGUGGCCCUAUAUGCUCUUGCUUUUCUCUGGGGCACCUCCUUCUACCUCCUCUUCCCCUUCUCUGGACUCCUGCCCCUCCUCCAUGCUGGACGAAGGGCCCUUUCUGUGUGGUGGCAGGGCGGGGUGACCAGCCCUGUAAUCAGUGGCCACAGCUAUUCUGGGCCUGUCACGGCCCCCUUUCCGCCUGUGGAUCUGGGAGUCAUUUUCCUGCAGGCUGGCCAGGAAAUGGGGGCCCCCUCCUAUGGGCUGGUGUUUCUGGAAGUAUCAGAGAGCAAGUUGCUGGGCUCAGGCUGGUUGAGCAGGAAGACAAGGACCCCCCUGCAGAGGCUCUACGACCUGGACCAGGGCCCACCCUCUGCCCUGGCUGAUGUGCACCGGAUGCGACGCAACCUGCUUCAGCAGGCCUGUCAACGCCACACACGACGCCAGCAGCUGCUGCAACCAUCGGACCUGAGCCACGUGCUGGUGGAUGACACGCAUGGCCUGCUCUACUGUUACGUGCCCAAGGUGGCCUGCACCAACUGGAAGCGGGUGCUGCUGGCACUCAACCAAGGCCUCCAGGACCCAGGCGCCAUUCCCGCGCAUGAGGCGCAUGCCCGAGGCCGCCUGCCCUCGCUGGCCGACUUCCGGCCUAGCGAGAUCAAUCUGCGCCUGCGCACUUACCUGGCCUUCCUGUUCGUCCGGGAACCCUUCGAGCGCCUGGCUUCCGCCUUCCGCAACAAGUUCUCGCGACCCUUCAGCAACGACUUCCGGCAGCGCUACGGCACGCGCAUCAUCCGGCGCAUGCGCCCUCUCGCGCAGCCCGAGGCGCUGGCUCGAGGCCACGACGUGCGCUUCUCAGAGUUCCUAACCUACCUGCUCGACCCGCGCACGCGCCGUGAGGAGCCGUUCAACGAGCACUGGGAGCGCGCGCAUGCGCUCUGCCACCCUUGCCGCCUGAGGUAUCACGUGAUAGGCAAAUUUGAGACAUUGCAGGAAGAUGCUGCCUUCGUGCUGGGCCUCACAGGAGUCUCCUCAGCCCUGCGCUUCCCGAAUCCGCCGCCAUCGCAGCCCCAAGGCCCCUCUGGGCAGGAUCGAGCCAUGCGUCUGUUCCAGGACAUCAGCCCCUUUUACCAGAGGCGCCUUUACGAGCUCUACAAGAUGGACUUCCUGCUCUUCAACUACUCAGUGCCUUCCUACCUGAGGCUGAGCUAGGAAAUGUAGGCUUCCAUAGUGGUCUUACUCCAGAGAUGCACGGUGGUUC
Messenger RNA from Suncus etruscus (white-toothed pygmy shrew), 1558 nucleotides. It is a transcript of the gene CHST13, whose product is annotated as carbohydrate sulfotransferase 13. The transcript is spliced from 9 exons. Bases 1 to 1509 code for a protein of 502 amino acids. NCBI's taxonomy places the organism in Eukaryota, Metazoa, Chordata, Mammalia, Eulipotyphla, Soricidae. Gene Ontology annotation, molecular function: sulfotransferase activity. The record is from RefSeq and is a predicted model, not a curated record. Gene Ontology annotation, cellular component: membrane. Gene Ontology annotation, biological process: carbohydrate biosynthetic process; proteoglycan biosynthetic process.